CUUGACAUUUGACUGCAAGCAAACCUAACCCCGUAAAACGUAAACUUGAGAAUGUUUUAUAAACAGCCCACAAACAUCGUCUAUUUUGUGUGAAAAAUGGCAAAUAGAACGGUAAAAGAUGCCAAGUCAAUUCAUGGAACCAACCCGCAGUACCUGGUGGAGAAAAUCAUCAGAUCCCGCAUCUAUGACUCCAAGUAUUGGAAAGAGGAGUGCUUCGCCCUCACUGCUGAGCUUUUGGUUGAUAAAGCUAUGGAGCUGCGGUUCGUCGGUGGUGUUUAUGGGGGCAACAUCAAGCCGACGCCAUUCCUGUGCCUCACGUUGAAGAUGCUGCAAAUCCAGCCCGAAAAGGACAUAGUGGUGGAGUUUAUAAAGAACGAGGAGUUCAAGUAUGUGCGAGCGUUGGGGGCCUUUUACAUGCGACUGACCGGGUCCUCGUUGGAUUCCUACAAGUACCUGGAGCCUCUGUAUAACGACAACAGGAAAUUGAGGCGCCAGAAUAGACAGGCUCAGUUUGAGCUGGUUCAUGUCGAUGAGUUCAUUGACGAACUCCUCAGAGAGGAAAGAGUAUGUGACGUGAUUUUGCCCAGACUCCAAAAGCGCCACAUCUUGGAAGAGAACAAUGAAAUAGAGGCUAAAGUGUCUGCGCUGGAAGACGACAUGGAUGAGGAAAUGGAGCUGGAAGAACCGGACCUCACAAAAUACCAUGUGGUUGAGAACGCCAAGCCCAAAGAGAAAAAGGAGAGGAAAAGAGAGCGAAGCAAAUCGAGGGAGAGGCAUCGGAGCAGAAGCAGAGAUAGAGACAUCAGACACAAGAAGGAGAGACGGGAUAGAGGAAGGGACAGGGAGAGAAGAGAUAAAGACAGGGACAGGGAGCGGAAGAAGAAAGAGGAUGAUAGAAAAAGGCGAUAAGUUCAGUGAAAAUCAAUUUUUAAUUACUUUGCAGUGGAUUAAAUGCUCAGUCGCAUUAAAAAUACCAAAAUUACGGUUUUCGAGAUUUAA
Messenger RNA from Dendroctonus ponderosae (mountain pine beetle), 999 nucleotides. RefSeq names its product pre-mRNA-splicing factor 38 (gene Prp38). The record is from RefSeq and is a predicted model, not a curated record. Gene Ontology annotation, cellular component: precatalytic spliceosome. Lineage: Eukaryota; Metazoa; Arthropoda; Insecta; Coleoptera; Curculionidae. The coding region runs from base 97 to 909 and encodes 270 amino acids. The transcript is spliced from 2 exons.